This is a messenger RNA of Brachypodium distachyon (stiff brome), 1731 nucleotides long. Its product is annotated as crocetin glucosyltransferase, chloroplastic. The transcript has a single exon. Gene Ontology annotation, molecular function: UDP-glycosyltransferase activity. The record is from RefSeq and is a predicted model, not a curated record. Lineage: Eukaryota; Viridiplantae; Streptophyta; Magnoliopsida; Poales; Poaceae. The coding region runs from base 8 to 1513 and encodes 501 amino acids.
CAAUUAUAUGUGCGUGAUGGCCGAGGUGGCGACGCCAUGCGAAGAGAGCAGCGCCGGCGGCGGCGAUGGCCGGAGCAACCGCUUCCUGGUGGUGGCCUACGGCAUCCAGGGCCACCUCAACCCGGCGCGCUCCCUGGCCCGUCGUCUCGCCGGCAUCGAUGGCGUCGCGGCGGUUCUCUCGGUGCCGCUCUUCGCCCACCGCCGCAUGUUCCCUUCCGACUCCGGCGAGGGCAUAGUUAGCGACGGUGUCAUCUCCUACGCCCCCUUCUCCGACGGCCUAGACGACGGAAGCUGGCCCACCGGGUCGGAGGAGGACAAGGCGCGCCGCCGGAGGGCGAGCGUCGAGAGCCUGUCCGCCGUGGUGCGCCGCCUCGCCGACGCCGGGACGCCCGUGACGUGCGCGGUGUGCACGCUCAACAUGCCGGCGGUCGUCGAGGUCGCUCGCGCGCACGCUCUGCCGCUCGGCGUGUACUGGAUCCAGCCGGCGACGGUGCUCGUCGCCUACUACCACUUCUUCCACGGCCACGCCGACGCCAUCCUCGCCACCGCCGAACCGGCGGCGCACGAGCCGACUUUGACGCUUCCGGGCCUUAGCCGGGCUCUCAGGGCCCGCGACAUGCCGUCUUUCUUCUUCACCGGCGACGACAGCGCCGACGAGCUCUCCAAGAUGAUCCUCCAGGGGUUCCGCGAGCUGUUCGAGCUGAUGGACGACAAGGAGGAGACUCCAUGCAUGAUGCUCGUGAACACGCUCGAAGCCCUGGAAGAGACGGCGCUGAGGGCGAUCCGGCCGUACCUCGGCGACGAUGUCUUCGCCGUGGGCGCCCCGGUUCUCGCCGGAGCCGGGGAAGAAGAACCUGCCGGCACAGGAGGAGAGACCAUCCACCUGUUCGCCCAGGAGGAGGGGAAGAGGUACAUGACGUGGCUGGACGCGCAGCCGGUGAAGUCGGUGGUGUACGUGUCGUCGGGGAGCCUGCUGACAUACAGCGCGCGGCAGGCGGAGGAGCUCCUGCUCGGCCUUGAGCGUCUUGGGCGGCCGUACCUCUGGGUGGUCCGCCGUGAUGGCCGCUCGCCAGAGCUCGAGCGACUCCUCCAUGUGGCGGCGGAAGAGGGAGCAGGAAUGGUGGUGGAGUGGUGCGAGCAGAAGGCGGUGCUGGCCCACCCGUCGGUGGCGUGCUUCGUGACGCACUGCGGCUGGAGCUCGACGCUGGAAACAAUGGCGCUCGGCGUGCCGGCCGUGGCGGCGCCGAGCUGGUCCGACCAGCCGAUGAACGCACACCUGCUUGCAGAGGAGUGGGGCGUGGGCGUCAGGGCAGAGCGCGACGCCGACGGGGUUCUCACCGGCGACGAGCUGGCCAGGUGCGUCGAGCAGGUGCUCAGUGACGGCAAGACAGCGGCGAACGCGAGCGCUUGGAAGGAGAAGGCGCGACAGGCGAUGGCCGCCGACGGGCCAUCAGAGAGAAGCCUCCGAAGCUUCGUCAGGAGAGUGCAAGAACUGUCUGGGAUGAAUCUUUAGCCGUUCUCUCUUUGCCGUUGAUGAAAAAUCUCAUCACGAAUAUCAAAGCAAAUGAAUAGGUGUGCAAUUUUGCUUUGUUUUUUUGUUUUCCCCAUGCUUAAAUAUUUCCCUUAAUAAUUAGGAUCAAGCAAAUGAAGCUGUAAAACUUCUGAUCCAGGUUUAGAUUUGCAAUUAUUUGUAAACCACACUGAUUUCAGAACAUCCUGGCAAGUUGGCAA